CCCUACUACGUGCACCUCCUGGAGCUCUUCCUGCAGACUGCCUACCAGACCGAGCUCGGCCAGACGCUGGACCUCAUCACUGCUCCCGUCUCCCGGGUGGACUUGAAUCGCUUCAGCGAGCAGAGGUAUAAGGCGAUUGUGAAGUACAAGACAGCGUUUUACUCCUUCUACCUGCCUGUGGCUGCUGCCCCGCACCCGACGCGUGCUGGUAUUGACAGCAAGGAGGAGCAUGACAAUGCCAAAGCCAUCUUGCUGGAGAUGGGUGAAUUCUUUCAGAUCCAGGAUGAUUACCUAGACUGUUACGGAGACCCGGCGCUGACAGGGAAGGUUGGCACUGAUAUCCAGGACAAUAAGUGCAGCUGGCUGGUGGUGCAGUGCCUGAAUCGGGUCACACCAGAGCAAAGGCAGAUCCUGGAGGAGAACUAUGGCUGUAAGGAACCCGAGAAGGUGGCAAAGGUGAAGGAGCUCUAUGACACUCUGGGCAUGAGGGCUGCUUUCCAAGAGUACGAGGAGAGCAGCUACCAGCGCCUGCAGGAGCUGAUCAGGACCCCCAGCCACCACCUGCCCAAGGAGAUCUUCCUUGGCCUAGCUCAGAAGAUCUACAAGCGGCAGAAGUGA
This is a messenger RNA of Nestor notabilis (Kea), 618 nucleotides long. RefSeq names its product farnesyl diphosphate synthase (gene FDPS). Gene Ontology annotation, cellular component: cytoplasm. Lineage: Eukaryota; Metazoa; Chordata; Aves; Psittaciformes; Psittacidae. Gene Ontology annotation, molecular function: dimethylallyltranstransferase activity; (2E,6E)-farnesyl diphosphate synthase activity. The annotation marks the transcript as partial. The record is from RefSeq and is a predicted model, not a curated record. Gene Ontology annotation, biological process: trans, trans-farnesyl diphosphate biosynthetic process. The transcript is spliced from 6 exons.